This is a messenger RNA of Tripterygium wilfordii, 899 nucleotides long. RefSeq names its product deacetylvindoline O-acetyltransferase-like. The transcript has 2 exons. The coding region runs from base 39 to 899 and encodes 286 amino acids. NCBI's taxonomy places the organism in Eukaryota, Viridiplantae, Streptophyta, Magnoliopsida, Celastrales, Celastraceae. The record is from RefSeq and is a predicted model, not a curated record.
AUGCAAAUAUUCCAGCAAAGUGAAAAGCAAAACACAAAAUGGAGGUUGAGAUAGUGUCAAGAGAGUGCAUCAAACCCUCUUCUCCAACACCUCACCACCUAAGAACACAUAAGAUCUCUCUCCUUGAUCAAUAUGUACCACAUGCUUAUGCUUCCCUUCUUUUUUUUUAUCGAGCAAAUCAUCAAGGGAUCUCCAUCUCAAAGAGAUUACAAGUGUUGAAACAAUCUCUCUCGAAGACACUAACUCUUUACUAUCCCCUCGCCGGAAAGGCCAAGGACAAUCUUUCCAUUGAUUGUAACGACGAGGGGGCUUAUUAUGUGGAGACUCGAGUUACUUGCCAUUUGCGCGAUUAUCUCAAACAACCUGAUAUCUCAGCAAUCCCUAAAUUUAUGCCGGAGGGGAUUCUUUUUGAUGAAGUAGCUCCAGGAGCUCAUACCUGUAUGGUACAAGUAAACGUGUUUGCUUGUGGUGGUAUUGCCAUUGGCGUUGUUACUCCACACAAUUUGUUUGAUGGAACAGUUCUGUCUGUAUUUGCCAAAACUUGGGCUAGAAUGGCAGCAGGAGGUGGAGGAGCAUAUGCAUAUAAAUCACCCGAUUUUCAUGCCUCGGAUAUCUUUCCUCAAAACAAGGCAUUCCCUCAAUAUUUAACCAGUCCAGGUUUGGCGAGUUUGUUGGUUAGAAAGGGCAAGCCUGUUGUAAGGAGGUUUGUGUUUGAUGGGCAAAUCAUAAGCCAACUUAAGACCCAAGCAACUAGUUAUGGCGUUCAGAACCCUACUCGUACGGAGGUUGUAUCAGCAUUUCUCUACAAUUGCGUCAUGUCUGCAUUAUGGAAGAUAAAAUCAAGUGCUCCGAAGUCUGGUCAAAAUAAUAAUAAUAAUAAUAAUCAUCAUUUAACAUGA